This is a messenger RNA of Pelobates fuscus (common spadefoot toad), 401 nucleotides long. It is a transcript of the gene ANAPC13, whose product is annotated as anaphase promoting complex subunit 13. The transcript is spliced from 3 exons. Bases 112 to 336 code for a protein of 74 amino acids. Gene Ontology annotation, biological process: protein K11-linked ubiquitination. NCBI's taxonomy places the organism in Eukaryota, Metazoa, Chordata, Amphibia, Anura, Pelobatidae. Gene Ontology annotation, cellular component: anaphase-promoting complex. The record is from RefSeq and is a predicted model, not a curated record.
AAACAAUUCAGGCGACGUCGGAAGUGACCCAGCCAGGUCAAAGAAGGAGGGAGGAAGUGACGUCGCUGUGGUCCCGAAACCCGGAAGCGGUGGUGGACUGAGAGUUUAUCCAUGGACAGUGAGGUCCAGAGAGACGGACGCAUUUUGGAUCUGAUUGAUGAUGCCUGGAGAGAGGAUAGACUGCCGUAUGAAGAUGUAACUGUUCCCCUGAACGAGCUCCCUGAACCUGAACAAGAUAAUGGUGGUGCAACAGAGUCUGUAAAAGAGCAGGAAAUGAAGUGGGCAGAUUUGGCACUGCAAUAUCUACAUGAAAACAUUCCAUCAUCAGGGAGUUGAUAUUGUAGUUAAGCAACAAAACUGCCUGGCUAAUUGGUUCUUUCUUAAUUGGAGUUUGCAAUUAU